AUUUUGAAGAAUCGAUUUCAGUUUAGAUUUUAAAACCUCUUCAAUUGGUAUUGUCUAAUUUGCCGAACCUCAAAAUGGGAUUGAGUCCUUUGUCUUGGCAUUGUAUUGUGUUGGCCAUAGCUUUCCUUCUAUUCAAUGUCUAUAGUUUUGAUGAAGACUGGAAAAACUUGGAAAAACAUGUCAUGAACAAAACGGAAAGUGAAGAUCCAAUAGAUGAUGAAUCAGAGUUUGAUUCAUAUGUUUUUGUCGGUUAUUCCCUUGCAGCUAUGCUUUUUGCAAUUCUCAUGAUUUGGGGCAUAUUCAAGAGAAAUGUAUAUCUCAUGGUGCCCGUAUUUUCCACGAUUGCCUUUGGCAUGUUUUACAAGGAGAACUGGUUGGACUCAAAAGAAAGGUGUAUAGCUGUAUUGGGCGCUGGUUUUGCCUUUCUGAAUCCCAUCUUUAUUGAAAUGCAUCAAAUCCGCAAAGAAAAUGCUGCAAAACGUAGACGCCAGGUGACAGUUUAUGGUUGAGCUUUUGAUUGGAGAGAUAAUCCUGAAAUGCAGAAUGUAUCAACGACUUAAUAAAGAAAGAGUUGGAUUUUAAUUUAAAUAAA
Messenger RNA from Musca domestica (house fly), 592 nucleotides. RefSeq lists its product as uncharacterized. Lineage: Eukaryota; Metazoa; Arthropoda; Insecta; Diptera; Muscidae. The record is from RefSeq and is a predicted model, not a curated record. The transcript is spliced from 4 exons. Bases 75 to 509 code for a protein of 144 amino acids.